Molecule: messenger RNA, 3036 nt
Organism: Acyrthosiphon pisum (pea aphid)
Lineage: Eukaryota; Metazoa; Arthropoda; Insecta; Hemiptera; Aphididae
Product: pyrokinin-1 receptor
Exons: 8
Coding region: 655-2349 (564 amino acids)
Biological process (GO): neuropeptide signaling pathway
Cellular component (GO): plasma membrane
Molecular function (GO): neuromedin U receptor activity
Source: RefSeq, a predicted model, not a curated record
GCUGGUGCAGUUGAGCUUGAGCGCCUCUCGUGUCUUUCGUGUAAGUACAGUAUGAUUCGCACGCGAGAGUCGUACGGAUCGUCGUUCGGCUGUCGUAAGUCUUGUUUCCGACGUGUUCCCUCCUCGUCGUUGCUCUGCCCCAACGAGUGCACUUUACCCUAUAACCUAUGGAUAAUUAUGCGAGGGGCUGCAUACAGUGGGUACGGUGCUCAUUGAUCACCUAAUUCGGAGACUCGUCGCUAAUAUCAGCAACAAAAUAAUACGCUGUGGCUACAUCCAUAGUAUAAUAUGAUCUAAGCUAAAUACUGACACAAUACUAACUGACGAUGAGAACAUUAAAGCGGUUACCCACUUGUGACUUGAACUGUAUCAACUUCGAUCGGUUUUCAACACAGAAAUAGAAGAAGAAAAGUCGUCAUACAUAGUUUAUAUUAUUGAAAAUUACGACAAGAAUGAUAAUGAACGAGACGAACGAAAAUCAUUUUAACUGUUUUAGUUAACAUUUAAGAAUUUUAAUUAAGUAGAUAAGUGAUCUAAGUUUCUGAGCACUUACCAUAAACUAUUUAAAAUAGUUAAGAAAAAUUUGGUUAGAAAAAACCACUAUGAACUAAUCAAACGUACAUAUUAUAAAAGCAUAUAUAACAUACAGAGGCCAUGUCACUGCAGAACAACCUGUAUGACGACGGUGGCGGCGGCAAGAGUGGUCAGCUGAACUUGACUGCGGAAAAUGCGUGGGACAACGACUUCAUAAUGCCCAAACGGGAUCCUCUGUACAUAGUCGUGCCCAUGACCAUCAUGUACUCAGUGAUAUUCGUGACGGGCGUCAUAGGCAACUCCAUUACCUGCAUGGUGAUCGCCAAACACAAAUACAUGCACACGGCCACCAAUUACUAUUUGUUCAGUUUGGCCGUGUCCGAUCUCAUACUGCUGGUGUCAGGGUUACCGCAGGAAAUGUGGUCCAUUUGGUCCAGAUAUCCAUAUGUAUUCGGUGAAAUAUUUUGUCAGCUCCGAGGUCUGUUUUCCGAAAUGUCUGCCAAUGCAACCGUACUUACCAUAACCGCGUUCACGGCCGAGCGGUACGUGGCUAUUUGCCACCCAUUCAUGGCGCAGAGCAUGUCAAAACUUUCCAGAGCAGUAAAACUUAUCAUCAUCAUAUGGCUGGUCUCUAUGUUGUUUGCUAUACCCCAGGCGUUGCAAUUCACCGUCUCGUCGUGGAACGGUUCGUCGGAACUGAUGCAGUGCAAUAUCCGGAGCAUACCUCUGAUGGACACAGACAUCGAACUGUCAACCGUGUCGUUCACGCUGUCCACGCUGCUGUUUUUCUUGCUUCCAAUGACAGUGAUCACUGUACUUUACGCACUCAUCGGACUUCGCCUCCGGCGCUCCGACAAAUUGAAACGAACCAUCACGGUACGAUCGACCCACGGCGAGAAAAAAAUGUCGUCGCCCGAAUACAGGGCCAACUCGUCGCCGAAAGUCCUCAAAAUGCUCGUGGCCGUCGUGGUGGCGUUUUUUAUCUGCUGGGCCCCGUUUCACGCGCAAAGGCUUAUCGCAAUAUUCGGGUCCAGUCACGCAUCUUCCGGUAACUUGGACGCGGAGGACAUUCCAUUUCUCCAUCAGCUGUACGGCAUUUCCACGUACAUCUCCGGCGUGCUCUACUACGUGUCCACCACCAUCAAUCCAAUACUGUACCAUAUCAUGUCACUGAAAUUCCGUGGAGCUUUCAAGGAAACGGUGUUACGGUGUUGUGGCGGCGACAGCGGCUGCAGUAGUAACGACGGAUGGCCCGGAAGUGGUCAACGGCGUCCGUCGCGGUGGGCGCGGAGGAGGCUGCGCAGCGACUCGUCCGAACCGGCGACCGACGACCGCCGACCGAAGUAUAGGCGCGUGUCCGGUCGGGCGACAUCGUCCGUCGAGCUACCCGCCGACGACGACGACGGAGAUGGCGACGAAGUCGUUUGCAGUGGCAGCGGUCAUCACGUCCCCGGCGCCGGACUCGCCGACUGUUGGCGGCGAGCGCUGACGGGCUCGGCGGAGGGCGGAAAUGCCAAACGACACAACGGCAGCAGCUGUAACAGCACCGGAAGUGGCGGCGGAGUUAAUGGCGGCCGCGGCGACGACGAUGAAAGCUCUACCACGUCCGCGCCGCUCGGUAGGGCCGGCGCCCGGGGACCGCGUCUAGUGAAAGUGCCGCCGGCGAUAGCGCUCAGCAAUUGGACCGUUAUCAGCAACAGCAGCCUCAAGGAUGUGGACGGCGACGACCUGCGCGACGAGCUCGUCGGUUACGCGGCAGACGCGUCAGUGGCGAUCGCCGGCGGCCAAAACGGCGUCGCCGGCGAGUAUUAUUGAGGGGCGAUGUAGGGUAUUCGUUCCGUCAUGGGCGCAACUAGGUGAGGGCAUGGUGUUGGAGGGCUUAAGUUAGCCCCCUCCCCGAAUGUGAUAGGUAUAUUGGAUAGAGAGCCGCGAAAAAUGUUUUCUUCGACGAGACAUACAAUUGGCUGAGAACCGCGAGUACGCUGCAAGACUGUUUCUCAAAUUUGGCUAAUGCAUAGAUUUACUGUACUAUGUAAUCAGUGUCGUGUACUCGUGUGACAAUAUUAUACCUGCUUCAUUUUUUUUUCAAAAUAUGAGAAACACACUUUUUUACUGUAAGUUACCUAUUGGCUAUUAAGCUGAUGUUGUGCUUAUAAAUCUAAAUAAUAUUGAAAACAUGGUCACUAUAAGUACCUAUAUUUAAAAAUUCCAACGAUCAGAAUUUAAAUAUUUUAUUAAGCACAUUAUUAAACGUAUAACUGGGGUUGUGCAUGCGCUUGGUGAAUCAUGUUGAAUGAAUAUUGAUGUACAUUUGUAUUUAUUACAAGCCAUUUGAAAAUAUACCAAAAUAUGAGGGCUACACGCCUAUACAGAUCCCCAAAAAAAUUGAUCCUAGUUGCGCUUUUGGGUUCGCCCCCAAGCGGAAUAUUAUGUAUGCCGAGAAUGUAAUCUAUUUAAACAUAAGUUUCGUUUCAUGUGUGUGUUGUGUGUGUGUGUGUGUGU